UGAUAUUCAUGUUGUCAUGUCAUGCCCAAAACAAAACUGGUGGUCCAGUUGACCAAUCAGGUUCCAUCAAGCGCCGAAGCUCAUUGCAAAUCGUGACAUCAUCGCUUCCCUGCAACAACAAACUAAACUGGGAGCCAAAAUAAAUACCAAGCUUUCUACGCAAUCUAUGCCACUUCCAAGAUGAGCUUCUGAAGUUCUUCUGCUAGUCCAUCUCCAAAUAAACAAAUAAACAUACGCGCCGGUUCCUGAAUAUUUUGUCGCCAUCCAGCCCGGGCGCAAGAAGAGUGCUAAGAGGAGCACACUGUGUUUAGCAAUGCCGCCGAAGAAGUCGUCGAUGACAACGAGGUCGAGCUCGCUGGGGAAAGGGAAGCAAGCUCCCCAUGAACAUGAAGCGCUGCCAACGAAGGGCAAGUUCAAAUCGUUUAGCUGGAUUCAUUGCUUGUGCCGGUAUAGCAGCCUGGUGAUAUGCAGCUUAACACUUAGCACUGUCCUAUUUUCUUUGAGCACACAAAUUACACAGGGAGAUUUAGCCUGGACGAGCAGGCAUUUUAAUUCCUGGUGGCAGAUUGGAGGGUUGCUUGCAUGGAGAACUGUUGAGUUGACGAUUGCCUGGAUAUUGGGAUAUGAUGCUCGCGAUGUCGCAUCCUUCACUUAUCUAACUCACCUGCCAACCUAUUCCCUCCUCUACAGCUUCUACGGCAUCCGCCCGACAACCCUAAUGACAGUCGCCUCCAUAACCAUAUUGUCGACAGCCCUCCCAUUCCUCCUCUUCCGCAGCUCCAGCCGCGUACACGAAGAGUACCCAUUCAUGCGCCUCAGCUGUUCCGGUGCCCACACCAGCUCCAAGACCACUCGCAGCGCCAAAACUACCAAGAGCAGCCUUAAACACCAACACCACACAAUCCUCACAGACUGCCCAACAACCCUCUACACCACCCUUGUCGCCGCAUGCAUCUACACGAUAAUCCUCUAUAGCAGCCUCGCCACCUGGCUCCCAACCUACCUCGUAACCUAUUACGACGGACUCCCUGAUCUGCGCAUCGCCCAUGUCGGGCCCAAGGGCUUCGUCUCUCUACUCGUCGCUUUGCUGCCUGCCGGCUACUCCCUGCGCGACUUCCUCUUUGUCAGCUCUGUUGGCGCAGCGCAACUUGAAGAACAGCAGCAUAAAAGGGUAACAGUGGCAGUAGAGGAGGAAGCGGAAGGGGAGGGUAAAACUGGCGGAAAGAAGGCGCGCAAGCACGAUGAGGAACGCGCUGGUGAAUUUCUGGUCACGUCACUAUAUCGCAAAUACUGGCUCUCGUUACCGGCGAAGACGCGGAUGUUGGUAUCACGCACGACGGUGUUGGCAAUGAUGACCAUGAUGAAUACCAUCAUGCAGGUUGUGGGGACGAUUAGCGGGGCGGAGAUGGAAGGAGCGAUGGGGUGGGGUGCGAUUUGGACUCUAGCGACGUGCGUGACUGGGGUGAUAUUCGGGUGGGUGGAGGCGGUGGAUGGGCUAUGAAAUUAAAAGUUGUUCUCCUUAUUUUAUGCAUUUCUAGGCUUUUCUUUUCUUCUUAUUGCUUGUGUUUUUACUUUUUACUUUUACUGUUUUAAUGAUAACUAUGCCCAGUCCGUUCUUAUUUCCUCUACUACCUCUACUACUAGCCGAUGUCAUCGGCUGUAGUAGCUGAUUCCUUUUCCGUUUCCCCCAGUGUCAUUUUGACCGCUCAUUAUUUUCUUCUCCCAUGUUAUGAUCUAUUUUAUCUAUCCGGUUCUACCGUUGCGAUUGGAGUUCCCCAUUUCAGUUUUAUCGGCAAGUGGCGCAAGAAAAUGUGUAAUGGAAAAGAGGGAUAAGGCGCUUUGUAUUAGUUGUGAAGCUGCUGUUUUUUUUUUUCGGGGCCAUUUCUAUUUGGUCCGCGAAAAACUUGCUCUCUAGCCAGCGAUGUAAUGAUGUGGGUUGGGUGAGUAAAUUGGAACCUGGGUAAUUAAGGGAAAUAGUGAUUUAAUAAUAGUUUGAACCCAGGAUACCUUGAUUUGUUUCUUUGAGUUGCAUUUAUGGAUUCUUAAUACAAACAAAACCUCAAAAAAGCUGAAAACCAGAACUCAGCCAAACCAGAGCCGGAAAUAACAGAUGAAUGAACAAAUAUAGAAGUCGAAAAGAAAAGCGGAUAGAGUGACAGGGCAAGAGUCGCAGGAAUGAAAAUAACGCGAGAGGAAAAUUGGAAAAG
Blastomyces gilchristii SLH14081 is the source of this 2207-nucleotide messenger RNA. RefSeq lists its product as uncharacterized. Lineage: Eukaryota; Fungi; Ascomycota; Eurotiomycetes; Onygenales; Ajellomycetaceae. The record is from RefSeq and is a predicted model, not a curated record. Bases 314 to 1501 code for a protein of 395 amino acids. The transcript is spliced from 2 exons.